AUGGCUCUCAAGCUCGAUCCGGACGACAUUGCUUCCCACUUCCGCACCGCGGUUGUGCUUAUAGAGGAAGGCCGCUUCUCACAGGCCGAAACCUGUCUCGAUGCUGCCAACCGACUCUCAAAUCUGCAACCCAUGUCGCGAUAUAAUCUUGACUCCAUCGCUUCGCUUUGGACUGAACUCGCCAUUGACAUCAAGAACGGUGCGAACACUUCUCUCUUCCUGACGCCGAAGCGAGCGACAAAGUGGUUCGAGCACAUCAAGAUUUGCGCCUCAAAAUCCAACAACGCUCUCAAAACUGUUCGACGACAGCAGAACGGGCUGGUAGACACACGCGGUGGUGGUCGGUCCCUACGCUCACAAGCUCAAGCAAGGUCAUUGUGA
Ustilago hordei is the source of this 381-nucleotide messenger RNA. RefSeq lists its product as uncharacterized. Bases 1 to 381 code for a protein of 126 amino acids. Gene Ontology annotation, molecular function: protein binding. The record is from RefSeq and is a predicted model, not a curated record. Lineage: Eukaryota; Fungi; Basidiomycota; Ustilaginomycetes; Ustilaginales; Ustilaginaceae. The transcript is spliced from 2 exons.